Cornus florida is the source of this 744-nucleotide messenger RNA. RefSeq names its product protein translation factor SUI1 homolog. Gene Ontology annotation, biological process: translational initiation. The transcript has 5 exons. Gene Ontology annotation, molecular function: translation initiation factor activity; RNA binding. The coding region runs from base 222 to 563 and encodes 113 amino acids. The record is from RefSeq and is a predicted model, not a curated record. Lineage: Eukaryota; Viridiplantae; Streptophyta; Magnoliopsida; Cornales; Cornaceae.
UAUAAAACCAACUGCGCGGUAAAGAGAAGUUUUCCACAAUAUAAUAAUAAGUCGGGGGCAUUGGGGCGAUCAUCCACAUCCUCCCAACGCUUUCCUCCGUCUUCCUCAACCGGCGCGAUUAUCCAAUCCUUCCUCCUCAUCAGCUGUGACCAUUUGUGUUCAGAAGCAAAGAGAAUACUUGUCUGUUAGUUUGGUCCCCCCAAAUCUAGCAGGCGAGGUACAUGUCUGAACUCGACAUCCAGAUCCCUACUGCCUUUGACCCAUUUGCUGAGGCAAAUGCUGAGGACUCUGGUGCGGGGUCAAAGGAGUAUGUGCAUAUCCGCACACAGCAGCGUAAUGGUAGGAAAAGCCUGACCACUGUCCAGGGGUUGAAGAAGGAAUUCAGCUACAAUAAGAUACUUAAGGACCUUAAGAAGGAGUUUUGCUGCAAUGGUACUGUUGUCCAAGACCCAGAGCUGGGCCAGGUUAUCCAACUUCAAGGUGAUCAGCGGAAGAAUGUCUCGACCUUCCUUGUUCAGGCUGGUAUUGUGAAGAAGGAACACAUCAAGAUUCAUGGUUUUUAAAUAGCAGCAGUGGCUGUAUGUUUUGCGACUUUAAUGACACGAAUUAUAUGGGCUAUAGAAUAAGGCCCUGUUGCAUGUAUUCCCCAUCUUUGUUAAACUUUCUCAAUCUUAUGUUCAACAUGUUUCUGUUUUGAUGUUUUCUAUUGUUCAGUUAUAUUCUAUGUUUGGUGUUCGAUUUUCA